AGACAGAUAUUGAGAUAAAUAUGCAAAAAAAAAAUCAAAACAAAGCAGCAUGUGAUUGUGAUAAGGUUAAUUAAUAAUUUAGCCUUUUUGGAAAAUAAAUAAUAUGGGACUCACUAAACAAUAUUUACGGUACGCCCCAAGCGGCGUUUUCAACGUCAUAGCAAGUCCAGAUUGCAAUAGUACCCAUGUAACUCUGAAAGGUGUUAGCGGAAGAUAUAUUGCCGUCGGUGCAUGUGAACAUGUUAUUAUUUGGGAUAUGAGAUUAGGAGAAAAGGCUCAAGUAGUCCCAGGUGAGAAUGUGGUGGUAUCUCAAAUAGCUGCAAGCCCCACUGGGAACCACAUGGCAGUGGGUUAUGUAGAUGGAAACAUAAAUGUGUUUGAACUGAUCAACAAUGACAUUGUAUGUGUAUUUGCUGGCCACAAGUCUGCUGUCACUUGUUUACAGUAUGAUGAACUGGGGCAUAGAAUUGUUUCUGGAUCUAAAGAUACUGAAGUCAUCCUCUGGGAUGUGGUAUCAGAGACUGGGGUGGCAAGGUUCAGUGGCCACAAGGGGGUGGUGACCAGUGCGCUUUUUAUUAAUGGCAAGAACUGUAUUGUGAGCUCUUCAAAGGACACUUUUAUCAAAUUCUGGGACAUUGAGACUAAGCAUUGUUUUAAGACUCUUGGUGGACACCAGAUGGAGGUAUGGUCAGCUGUACUACUAAAAGAAGAGAGAUAUUUGGUCACAGGCAGCAUGGAUCAGCAGCUACGAGUAUGGAAGUUGAAGUGGAAUGAAAAAGUUAAAGACGAGGACAAAAUUGUGCAGCAACUUGAGAUUGUCAAAUUAGAAGACACUGACGCUACUGAAGACAGCUCAAUGUUGCAAUGCCACCAAGUGGGUACACUGAUCCGCGGCGGUAAGGGCCGAGUGGUCGGGCUCGCAACUGACCCAGGGCAAAGCGUGUUGGCCUGCUACGGCACUGACUCCUUGUUGGAGCUUUUCGCCUUUUGCAGCGACGAGGAGGCUACGGCCAGGAUGAAAAAGCGGGUCAAGAAACAGAGGAAAAAGUUGACAAAGCAAAAAGAAAACCAAGCAGAUGACGCAACAACGGAGGUAUCAGAGAUUCUCACACUUUCGGACGAAGUUCGGCGACUAAGUUCCGUCAAGCUAUCGGCCAAGCUGAAGUCAGCCACUGUGUUGAUGGGGACCACGGGCGAGCUGCGUGUUGGGGUUACCUUGUCCACCAAUACCUUGGAGCUGCAUAGCUUGGCUGUUGCUGAGGGGAAUGAAGUGAAAUGUCUGAAGCAAAUCACGAUGCCGGGGCACGCGAAAGAGCCGCGCUGCGUCGCCAUCAGCUCCGACAACCUGGCCGUGCUCACCGCCUCCGCCGACUCCAUCAAACUGUGGAACCGGACAAGUCAGACCUGCCUCCGUACGAUCCCAGUGACGUGCGGUCGGCCAACAAGCGCGUGCUUCGCGCCGGGCGACAGACACGCACUGGUGGGAUGCGCGGACGGCUCGUUGCUACUAGUGGAUGUAGCAGCCGCGUGCGUGCUGGAGCAAGUACCCGCACACUCCUCCAACUGCACCAGUGUUGGACUUACUCCGGAUCUGCGUGGCUGUUAUUCAGGCGGUGGAGAUAAAACGGUGAAGUUGUGGCAGUUUGAACUUAUUCCUGAUCCUUCAGGAGACUCCAAAGCCAAGGUAUUAUCACUUUUACAUACGAGAACACUGGAGCUUGAAGAAUCAGUGACGGCUGUAAGAGUGAGUCCUAACAACAAGUUCAUUGCGGUGGGUUUACUCGACUCCACAGUUAAGAUAUUUUUCUUGGACACAUUUAAAUUCUACUUAUCCUUAUACGGCCACAAGCUGCCAGUGCUCAGUCUGGACAUCAGCUAUGACUCCAACAUCAUCGCCACCGGCUCAGCUGACCGCAACGUGAAGAUCUGGGGCAUGGACUUCGGAGAUUGCCACAAGUCGAUAUUCGCUCACAACGACUCGAUUACGUCACUGCAGUUCGUGCCAAGCACGCAUUACUUCUUCACUGCAUCUAAGGAUGGGAAGGUCAAACAGUGGGAUGCGGACUCUUAUGAUAACAUUAUCACUUUGAAUGGCCACGCGGGUGAAUGCGUUGGUUUGUCGGUCGGCGCGGGCGGCUUACACGUGGCGACUUGCGGGUCGGACUUCGGCGUGCGACUGUACUCACGGACAGACGAGCCGCUCGUGUUGGGAGACACGGAUGAAGCUGAAGAGGGACUCGCUACCGGGGAACAACAUGCGCCCGUACCAGGUCUGCCAGGACUCAAUAUGCCUACUAAGAAAACCAUUGGAGCAGAAAAAGCUGCGGAUGCAAUAAUGGAGUGUCUACAAGUGGGCGCGGAGUAUCAGAGGGAAGUGAGCGAGGCGCGCGGGCAGUUCGUGCAGCCGCCCAUACUGAUGGCUGCCUACAACUGUACCACUGCUGAGGAUUUCCUCUUCGAGACCGUCAAGAAGAUACGGUCCAGCGAACUGGAAGAAGCAUUACUCCUGAUACCGUUCGGCUCGGCGUGCGAUAUCGUGCGCAUGCUGCCGACCCUGCUGGAGCGCGCCGACCACGCGGAGCUGCUGUGUCGCCUCGCGCUGUUCCUGCUGCGCGUGCACCACGCGCCGCUCGUGGCCAACCACGGCCUGCUCAAGCAUCUCAUACAGAUACAGGCCAAAGCGGCCAUGCGCCUCACCGAGCUGCGGGAUAUGGUUGGCUUCAACUUGCACGCUCUACAAUGGAUGCGGCGCGACAUCGAGGAAGCCGACAGCGAGCAGCUGUUCCACGACGCGACAGUCGCGCGACGCACGCGCGACCGACGCGCGCGGACGCGACAGGCAGUCAAACGACCCAUAGUCACUGUGACCUAGAAUAACAACAUUAUGAAUAAAAACUAUUAAGUUUAUAUCAUGAA
Molecule: messenger RNA, 2916 nt
Organism: Maniola jurtina (meadow brown)
Lineage: Eukaryota; Metazoa; Arthropoda; Insecta; Lepidoptera; Nymphalidae
Product: WD repeat-containing protein 3
Exons: 16
Coding region: 104-2872 (922 amino acids)
Biological process (GO): maturation of SSU-rRNA
Cellular component (GO): Pwp2p-containing subcomplex of 90S preribosome; small-subunit processome
Molecular function (GO): snoRNA binding; protein binding
Source: RefSeq, a predicted model, not a curated record